AUGGAUAUUGAUGGUGAAAAGAAAUAUUUUGUUGAAGCACUAUGCUUCUUUUACGAAACGCAGUGGCUACAUAAUAUACCAGUAACCGAAAUAUUAACUAAAACAUCUUUAGAUGCAGUCCCUAAAGAAUGGCUAGAACAAUUACAAAUUUUAGAAAAUGAAGAACUUAAUAAUUUUGUAGUGGAAAAAAUAAUAAAGCCUGCUUGGCCUGAUUCCUUAAAAACAUAUGUUGCAAAAUGUAAGAAAAUUAAUAGACUGCCACCCAUGCCUGCAUUGCCUUCGGUAGAACUACCGCAAAAUUUUAAAAUAGGUCUAAGCGAAAAAAAACAACAUGAAAUAAUUCAUUUAGCUUAUUUAGUGGACGUACAAUGCAAACUGCAUGAUAUACGAACGAUCAUUGAUUUGGGUGCGGGUUUGGGAUACGUAUGCCAAAUGUUACAUUAUUUAUACGGCUAUAGAGUUUUAGGAUUAGAAAGAGAUAAAAAGAAUAUUAGCAGAGCUUUUACUAGACAGAAAAAACUGUAUCCCGAUUCUUUGACUAAAGUUAAAUAUACGCAUUGCGACGUAACUUGUGAUUCGGCCGACGCAAUAGAAUCUAUUCUACAGCAAGAAUUUCCCGACGUUACAGACAUAUGUUUAAUUGGUCUGCAUGCCUGUGGAGAUCUCAGUACAAGCGCAUCAAGAAUCUUUUGCAAAAUGAAAUCUGCUAAACUUUUCAUUCUAAUUUCUUGUUGUUACCACAAACUUUCGAUUUCCAAAAGUGUGCAGGAAAAACAAUACUUCCAAAAUUUUCCUACAUCCAAUUGUCUGCGAGAAACAAUCGCGACAUAUAAUUUUGACGUAGGACAGUUCUUAAGAAUACCAUUUCUGCGACUAGCGUGUCAAGAAUCGGCAGACAAGUGGCAUGGAAUGUCCCAAGAGAAGCACGAUGAACAUUCCUUUUACGUUCUCGCUAGAGCUGUCCUCGAAUUGUAUUCACAACAAAAUAAUUACGUUCUUAAUAAGAAAGUUCGGAAAGGUACGAGAAAGUCGCAAUGUUCGAAUAUUCAAACUUACGUCAAAGACUCAUUAUUGAGAUACGAUUUAGUACCAAAUACGGACAAAACAGACGUAAUUACACGUGAACAACUGGAAAAGGAUAUAACGCGAGUAUGGGAGGAACAGAGUAGAAAAUUGAAAGCUGUAGAAAUCUACACCGGAUUGCAAAUGAUGUUACAACUUCCGACGGAGUCAUUUAUUCUACAGGACCGAUUAUGCUGGUUGCAUGAACAAGGCUUGAAGACUGUUAUUGUGCCUGUGAUGAACAAGUGUAUUUCUCCUCGUUCAUACGCGAUCGUAUCUCACAAAUACUGA
Molecule: messenger RNA, 1353 nt
Organism: Cyphomyrmex costatus
Lineage: Eukaryota; Metazoa; Arthropoda; Insecta; Hymenoptera; Formicidae
Product: methyltransferase-like protein 25
Exons: 5
Coding region: 1-1353 (450 amino acids)
Source: RefSeq, a predicted model, not a curated record